Molecule: messenger RNA, 456 nt
Organism: Fusarium sp. VM40
Lineage: Eukaryota; Fungi; Ascomycota; Sordariomycetes; Hypocreales; Nectriaceae
Source: the annotation of a GenBank genome assembly
AUGGCCACCACUAAACCCCACACUGCUCGAUCAGUACUCGAUUCAUUCUACGACGCUGAGCGCAUUUACAUGGCCGCACCGCCUGAAGAGCGCGACUUUAGUGGCAUGGCUGCAGCUCUCUCUAAAGAGGUUAUCCUCAAACAAUCAUCAGGACUGCCCUACGCUGGCAUCUACACGGGUCCCGAGGGCUUUCAGAAAUGGGCACAGGACAUGGCCGACUAUUUUGACAAGGUCGAUGUUCAGAACCCGGAGAUCUUCGAAAAAGAGGGUUCCAAUCGCAUCAUAUCGCUCAGUUAUCUGCAUAUGAGGGUUCGCAAGACUGGCGAGGAGUUGAAGUAUCCUCUGUGUCAGGUUAUCCAGGUUGAUCUGGAGGCCGGCGUCAUUAAGAGUAUUAUGCCGUUCUAUUGGGAUGUCUAUGCGUUGAACAAGGCUAUUGGAUAUACCCCAGAACUUUAA